Molecule: messenger RNA, 1783 nt
Organism: Paralichthys olivaceus (Japanese flounder)
Lineage: Eukaryota; Metazoa; Chordata; Actinopteri; Pleuronectiformes; Paralichthyidae
Source: RefSeq, a predicted model, not a curated record
UGUGCGUCCGUGUGUGUGUGUGUUUCCAUGUGUGCGUGAGUCCGUGCGCGCGCGUGUAUUCAGCUACAGCUCCGCUCUCUGAAAGAUCUUUAACCCGGUUCAACUCGCGCUCUGUUUAGUCCGGAUCUGUUGCGCGAGCAUGUCGUCCAGUCCACAGGACCAGGAUCAGAACCAGGACCAGGAUCAGAACCAGGACCAGGAACACAACCAGGACCAGGAUCAGAACCAGGACCAGGAACACAACCAGGACCAGGAUCAGAACCAGGAUCAGAAACGGGAUCGGGAUCGUGAGCAGAACGGCGAAGGCAAUGAGGAGAAAGAGGUUCAAAAUGAGAGGAUGAAAAAUGAAAAGAAAGAGGAGAAAGAAUCUUUUAAUUAUUUUAUUUACAACCCGAGAACCAGAGAGUUCAUGGGAAGAACCGCGAGCAGCUGGGGUCGCAUCCUCCUCUUCUACCUUAUUUUUUAUGGGUUUUUGGCAGGAAUGUUUUUAUUCACCAUGUGGGUGAUGUUACUGACACUUGAUGAAAAUGUCCCCCGACAUCAGGACCGCGUUGCCAAUCCAGGUUUGGUGAUUCGUCCUCAUGCAGCUGAGAUCUCAUUCAACCGCAGCGACCCAACAAUUUACAACCAAUACAUCCAACAACUGCACGAGCUCCUGCAGCGUUAUAACGACAGCAUUCAGAAGCGUCACGACUUGUGUCUGGUGGGUGAAUAUACUGAACAGGACAACGAGCCAAUAAAGAAAGUUUGUCAGUUUAAACGUAGCACGCUGGGUCAGUGCUCUGGUCUGUUCGACACCAGCUUCGGAUACGCUGACGGGGAACCCUGUGUCAUCAUCAAGAUGAACCGGCGUGUUUAUCUGCAGGUCAUUGGACUGAGGCCACAAGGAGAUCCCUUCAUCACCUGCACUGCAAAGAGAGACCGUCCGUUACAGAUUCAGUAUUUUCCAUCUGAAGGUCAUCUGGAUAAAAUGUUUUUCCCAUAUUACGGCAAGAACGCACACCCUGACUAUGUGCAGCCUCUCGUGGCUGUCAAAUUGUUCUUCACAAAAGACGACUUCAACGUCGAGCAGACAGUGGAGUGUAAAGUCCAGGGUUCAGACCUGCGUAACGAUGAUGAUCGUGACAAGUUUCAGGGUCGUGUCACUUUCCGGGUCAAAGUGUUAGAGUAAACCGGCCUGUCUGUUUCCAUGGAGACCACAAACUAGGUUUACGCUGGAAAAGAAGGGCUUGUUUUAAUCCAGACCUGAUUUUUUCGUGAUUCAUCCUGUUGUGAGUCUGAUGAGAGGAACACAGAUGCUGUUUCAGACCUGAUCCUGGCUUUGUCCAGUCAGUGUCCAGACCUGCUACUGCAUCAACGAGGGGAGAAACCAGAGUGAGUCUGGUUCACUCUGCUCAGACAGAUGGAGCAAAUCAGGUCUGAUAAGACACAAGAACUUAAUGUGAUGCCACAUUACAAAGAAUCUUCACCACAAAACUGUGACUUUACACUAAGACGCUAAGAUCACAGUGACAUCAGAGUGACAUCACACUAAGAUCACAGUGACAUCACGCUCACAUCAUAGUGACAUCACACAAAAUCACAGUGACAUCACAAUGACAUCACACUGACAGCAUAGUGACAUCGCACUAAGAUCACAGUGACAUCACGCUGACAUCACAUAAAAAUCACAGGGACAUCACAAUGACAUCACAGUGACAUCAGAGUGAGAAUAACACUAAAAUCAUAGUGGCAUCACAAUGACAUCACAGUGACAUCACGGUGACAUUACUCUGACACACUG